UCGAUGAAUCUUCCAUUUUGACUCUGCACCCUUCUUUAUCACCCGGUCAUCCGGUCACCUCAUCGUCCUUAUAACUCUAUCGUCCCUUCUUCGUUUCUUACUCUGCUUCCAAAAUACCCUAGGCUUUACACUUCGAUGAGCUAUUGAGCUUUGUCAAAUCUACGACUUAUAGAAUGGCGGUGGAGCUGAUGGGCUUUCAUAGGAAGAUGGACGAUCAGAUGGCUAUACAAGAAGCUACAGCUCAAGGACUCAAGAGCAUGGAACAUCUGAUCCGUCUGAUGUCUCAUCAUCAAUCAUCAAAUCACAUGGACUGUACUGAUCUCACUGAUCUAACCGUUUCUAAGUUUAAAAAAGUUAUUUCUCUUCUUAACAGAACCGGACAUGCCCGAUUCCGACGUGGACCGGUUCAUUCAGUCUCUUCUUCUUCCUCUGGAGCAGCACCAGCAGCUUCUUCUCUCCGUGUUUCUCACGCUCAACAAAACUUAACCGUAACUCCUACUCCGAUUACGACUCCGGCGACCGCGGUUCCGGCUCCGGCGAGUUUCGGCCAGUCACAGCCGCAGAGUUUGACUCUUGACUUCACCAAACCUAGUUUUUUUAACUCUAAUGUCAAAUCCACCGAACUUGAGUUUUCGAAAGACAGCUUUUGCAUGUCUUCGAACUCCUCGUUUAUGUCUUCUGCUAUUACUGGAGACGGCAGUGUUUCGAACGGGAAGCAAGGAGGAUCGUCGAUCUUCUUGGCGCCGGCAGUACCAACCGUUUCCUCCGGAAAACCACCGCUCUCAUCACAGCCUUACAAGAAGAGAUGCCAUGAUCAUCAUGAUCUCUCCGAUGAUAUCUCCGGAAAGUUCUCCGGUUCCACCAAUGGCAACGGAAAGUGCCACUGCUCUAAGAGAAGAAAGAAUCGGAUGAAGAAAAUGAUUCGGGUGCCGGCGAUUAGUUCGAAAAUCGCCGAUAUUCCACCGGAUGAAUAUUCGUGGAGAAAGUAUGGUCAAAAGCCGAUCAAGGGUUCUCCUUACCCACGCGGUUACUACAAGUGCAGUACGGUGAGAGGUUGUCCAGCGAGGAAACACGUGGAGAGAGCCUCAGAUGAUCCAACGAUGCUAAUUGUAACGUAUGAGGGGGAGCACCGUCAUGUGCAAACCGCGAUGCAGGAGAACAUUGUUCCAGCUGGUGUGGGGUUGGUCUUUGAGUCAACGUGAGAAAAAUGAACAAAAUCGAGAGAAAGAAGGAAAGCGGGUGGAAAACGGAAAAAAAAAAAAAAGACGUAGACUUGGAAUAUCGAAGUGGUUGAGGGGGUUGCAUAUGUAAAUUUCUUUUUGUGGUGGAGAAGGAGAGCCAACAACCAAAGUAACCAACCUUCAAAAUUGAAUCAAUUAAUUGUCAUUUGGUUACUUUAUUUAGAUUAAUACUUUAUUUAUUAUCUUAAUAGAUUAAGAUUUAAUUGUGAGAUUAGUAUAUGAUAUAAAUGUUAUUGCAUAUUUGUCUG
Molecule: messenger RNA, 1489 nt
Organism: Mangifera indica (mango)
Lineage: Eukaryota; Viridiplantae; Streptophyta; Magnoliopsida; Sapindales; Anacardiaceae
Product: probable WRKY transcription factor 17
Exons: 3
Coding region: 174-1202 (342 amino acids)
Biological process (GO): regulation of DNA-templated transcription
Molecular function (GO): sequence-specific DNA binding; DNA-binding transcription factor activity
Source: RefSeq, a predicted model, not a curated record